Molecule: messenger RNA, 3335 nt
Organism: Durio zibethinus
Lineage: Eukaryota; Viridiplantae; Streptophyta; Magnoliopsida; Malvales; Malvaceae
Product: U-box domain-containing protein 33-like
Biological process (GO): protein ubiquitination; protein phosphorylation
Molecular function (GO): protein kinase activity; ATP binding; ubiquitin-protein transferase activity
Source: RefSeq, a predicted model, not a curated record
AAAUUUCAAAUCAGAUAAAAAAAAAAAGAGAAGGGGUGCUGGGUAGAUUGUAAGUACGAGAAGGACCAUACAAGAUCAAAACUCCAAUCCCCAGUUUCCAAACAACUCAGCGUGGAAUGUAAUUCGGUGGAAACUUCUUCUGGAAGGAAAAUCAAAGCUCAACGCAUCAAAAUCAGAAGCAGAGUUUAGUCAGACAGAGCAAUCGAUCGUAUAAGAGAUAAACCAUAGAGCCCGCCAACCGCCAUAGUUAUUAUCUAAUCUGAUUUCAUUGCGUUGUUUCUAUUCAAUUGUCAUCAGAACUGCAGACAACGACAACCUUUUAUGCCAAAGCCUUAAUCAACAAAAACGACACUGUUCAUCGUUUCUGCAAAGAUGUGAUUAUGAAGAGAAAAUAUUAUUGUUGAUAAUUAUUUAUUUAUUUUUUUUAUGAUUGUUUUAUUAAUCGGAGCAUGGCAGUGGUGAGUCCCGUGCCUGUGAUAACGCAAGGGGUGAAUCCGGUGACGUUUCACGACGGUCACGACGUUAGAGCUCCGGGAACCAUGGCCGUUCGGAGAGAAAUCGUGGAGGAAUCGGUGGCGCGUGUGAUUGAAGAGAAAAUCUAUGUCGCUGUUGGCAAAGAUGUGGAGAAGAACAAAUCUGUUUUGUUAUGGGCUUUACAACAUUCGGGAGGAAAACGAAUUUGCUUAAUUCACGUUCAUGAGCCUGCUAAGAUGAUUCCAAUUGCUGGCAUGGGUACUAAAUUUCCAGCUAGUAAACUCAAAGAACAGGAAGUCAAGGCAUACUGGGAAAUUGAAAGACAAGAAAUGCUUAAGAUCCUGGAUAAAUACGUUCUCCUUUGUCGCCAAACUGGGGUGCAAGCAGAGAAGCUGUACAUUGAAAUGGAUUCUGUAGAUAAGGGGAUUUUGGAAAUGAUAUCUGAGAAUGGGAUCCGGAUGCUUGUAAUGGGAGGAGCAGCAGACAAACAUUAUUCAAAGUAUAAAGCACAUAAGAAAGUAGCGGAUCUCAAGUCCAAGAAAGCCAUCUCUGUGCGUGAACAUGCACCUGCCUCUUGCCACACAAUAUGGUUUCUUUGCAAGGGACUUCUUAUCUUCACAAGGAAAAUAAGUUUACAUGUAAAUGAUACAGAAGUUGCAUCAUCUUCAGCAUCAGCAUCAUCACUGCCAGCAAGUCCAAGCCUUGAAUCUGGGGAAUAUCACCGCAGAUCACAAUCUGUUAUACCAUGGCAAACUAGUCAAUUGAAACCCUAUACAUCUACACCAGAUUCAUUACGUAGAGUGAGAUCUGAAGCUGCUUAUAGGUGUGUGGGAAGUGUAUCAGGUUUCACUUCCCCUGAUGAUAGUGGAGGGCUAUCAAUUCCGCAGAACAGAUCUGAUGCAGAAGGGAGUUCUGAUGAAUGUGAUGGUUUAUCCAGAAGAAGUACUCAGAGUUCAGUUUUGUCAUCAUGCUCUUCCAGCGGAAUGACUGAUGCAGCUGUUGUCCCAUAUACAGCAACCGAGGUGAAUGAAAAUGGAUUAGAAUCUAGUUCAAUGCCUCAGGCUAAAGAGAACUUUCAUCUGUCAUCUCCUCCCAGUGUUCUGGAUGGAAUUAUAGAUAAUACUCUUUAUAAUCGGCUUCAACAAGUAAUGGCAGAGAAAGUAAACUCAAGAAGAGAAGCAUUUGAAGAGGCAGUCAGGCAUGCAAAAGCUGAGAACGAUGCUCUUGAGGCUAUACGUAGGGUCAAAGCAUCGGAAAUCCUGUAUAUACAGGAGUUAAAACAAAGGAAAGAAAUUGAGGAAGCAUUAGCAAAAGAAACAGAGGAACUUGACAAGAUGAAGAACCGGCGAGAUGAGGUCAUGGUAGAACUUCAAGAUGCCUUGGAUCAGAAAUCAUCACUGGAGAAACAAAUCGUGGAAUCUGAAAAGGUGGUUAAGGAGCUCGAGGAGAAGAUAAUCUCAGCCGUUGAACUUUUGCAGAGUUACAAGAACGAAAGAGAUGAGUUGCAGAUGGAGCGAGACAAUGCACUCAAAGAGGCUGAAGAGUUGCGGAAAAGUCGAGCUGAGAUCUCAGGUGCACAUUUGCCUCAGUUUUUCACUGAUUUCUCUUUCUCAGAGAUUGAGGAAGCAGCUCGCAACUUUGAUCCCACCCUGAAGAUUGGGGAAGGGGGAUAUGGGAGCAUUUAUAAGGGUCUCCUGCGCCAUACCUCUGUGGCCAUCAAGAUGUUGCAUUCUCAUAGCUUGCAAGGCCCAUCAGAAUUUCAACAGGAGGUCGAUGUUUUGAGUAAGAUGAGGCAUCCAAAUCUGGUCACUCUCAUUGGAGCCUGUCCUGAAGCUUGGGCUCUUAUUUAUGAGUAUCUUCCCAAUGGAAGUCUUGAAGACCGACUUAGCUGCAGGGAUAAUUCCCCUCCUUUAUCAUGGCAAACACGAAUCCGUAUAGCUACUGAGUUGUGUUCUGUUCUCAUCUUCCUUCAGUCUAGUAAGCCUCAUGGCAUAGUGCAUGGAGAUUUGAAACCUGCGAACAUUCUCCUUGAUGCCAAUUUUGUUACUAAACUGAGUGACUUUGGAAUCUGUCGUCGGCUAAGCAGCAAUACAACUGUCGGCUGUAUAACUGACCCCAAGGGAACUUUUGCAUACAUUGAUCCAGAGUUCCUAGCUACGGGAGAACUUACUCCAAAAGCUGAUGUUUACUCGUUUGGAGUCAUAUUGUUAAGGUUGUUGACAGGAAAACAAGCCAUGGGUAUAACAAAGGAAGUGCAGUAUGCGUUAGAUAAUGGAAAUUUGAAAAAUCUCUUGGAUCCUUUGGCUGGUGAUUGGCCAUUUGUGCAAGCUGAGCAAUUGGCUAACCUAGCUUUGAGGUGCUGUGAGAUGAACCGGAAGAGUCGGCCAGACCUUUCAACUGAUGUGUGGAGGGUGCUUGAGCCAAUGAGGACUUCAUGCCGAACCUCAUCCCCGUUCCAGCUGGGUUCUGAAGAGCAUCACCAACCUCCUUCCUAUUUUAUCUGUCCCAUUUUCCAGGAAUUAAUGCUAGAUCCUCAUGUAGCUGCGGAUGGUUUCACUUACGAAGCAGAGGCUUUGAGAGGUUGGCUUGAUAGUGGUCAUGAUGCCUCACCCAUGACUAACAUUAAGCUGGCACACAGCAAUCUUGUCCCUAACCUCGCCCUUCGCUCUGCGAUUCAGGAGUGGCUGCAACAACACUAAAAAUACAGUACUAUCAUUUUACACUUUUGAUUCAACAUAUUGUUUGAUGUUUAUAGUUGUCUCAGACUUUGCAGUCACACUAUAUUUCCAUCUGUUGUAUUUGUAUAGAAGAGAUUGUUGGUAUUCCACAGAUUAGUGAAAUAAAAGUAUGAAAUAUUUCAA